Nicotiana attenuata is the source of this 2637-nucleotide messenger RNA. Its product is annotated as ETHYLENE INSENSITIVE 3-like 3 protein. Gene Ontology annotation, molecular function: DNA binding; DNA-binding transcription factor activity. Gene Ontology annotation, cellular component: nucleus. The coding region runs from base 316 to 2283 and encodes 655 amino acids. The record is from RefSeq and is a predicted model, not a curated record. NCBI's taxonomy places the organism in Eukaryota, Viridiplantae, Streptophyta, Magnoliopsida, Solanales, Solanaceae. The transcript is spliced from 3 exons.
UGUCCUUUUACAAUCCGUCUUUGCCUUUUACCUUCUUUUUUUUUCCUUCUCCUUUUCUCUUUUCAUAAGGAAUUUUCAAUCUCGUUGUCUUCAAUCUAAAAAUUCUGAGUUUUCGCCGUCUCUGUUCAUAAUACAUGUCUGCAUUUACAUUUAUUUAUUUUGUUCUAAAACCUUUUUUAAGUUUUUUAUUGCCUCCUUUUGCUGUGUGACCAUUUUUUACCAAAAAAAAAAGGGAAUAAAAUCUGAUACCCUUUUUUGGGUUGAAUCAAUCUGCUGACCAAAAGGAAAAAAAACUGCUGCAACUUUUGUGUAGGCAUGGCUGUGAUAGAUGAGAUUGGUGUUGAUGUCAGCUCGGACAUUGAAGUCGAUGACAUAAGGUGCGACAACAUAGCAGAAAAGGAUGUCAGUGAUGAGGAGAUUGAGCCAGAAGAAUUGGAGAGACGGAUGUGGAAGGACCGUAUUAAGCUCAAGCGGCUCAAGGAAAGACAGAAACUUGCUGCCCUGAAAGCCGCUGAGAAGCAGAACAAUAAGCAAGUUACAGAUCAGGCUAGGCGGAAGAAGAUGUCGAGAGCUCAGGAUGGAAUUUUGAAGUACAUGUUGAAGCUCAUGGAAGUCUGCAAUGCUCGAGGAUUUGUUUAUGGUAUCAUUCCUGAUAAGGGUAAACCUGUGAGUGGUGCGUCUGAUAACAUAAGAGCUUGGUGGAAAGAGAAGGUAAAGUUUGAUAAGAACGGUCCUGCUGCAAUAGCCAAGUAUGAAGCAGAAUGUCGUGCGAAAGGAGAGGGAGUCGGCAGCCAAAAUGGUAAUGCAGGAAGUGUUUUGCAAGACUUGCAAGAUGCUACACUGGGGUCCCUCUUGUCUUCUUUGAUGCAACAUUGUGAUCCACCUCAGCGGAAGUACCCGCUGGAGAAAGGCGUCUCACCACCGUGGUGGCCGACAGGGAAUGAGGAAUGGUGGUCUAAAACGGGACUACCCAAGGGUCAGAAUCCGCCAUACAAGAAGCCACAUGAUUUGAAGAAGAUGUGGAAAGUUGGCGUUCUAACUGCUGUUAUAAAGCAUAUGUCGCCUGAUAUUGCGAAGAUCAGGAGAUUAGUCCGCCAGUCAAAGUGUUUGCAGGACAAGAUGACUGCUAAGGAGAGCUCGAUCUGGUUGGCUGUUUUAAGCAGAGAGGAAUCGAUCCUCCAGCAACCAGGCAGUGAGAAUGGAUCAUCUAGCAUAGAGCCACCUGCUAGAAGCCGCAGUGAAAAGAAGAAACCUUCCUUUAGCAGUGACAAUGUAUAUGAUGUCGAUGGUGUUGAUGAUGGUAUUGGCUGUGUUUCAUCUAAAGAUGAGAGGAGAAAUCAGCCAUUGGAUGUUCAUCCUCUAAAUUCCAUUCCUCAAUCUCACCAAAGUAAGGAGCAAGGAGAUGGACGGCAUAGAAGAAGAAAACGUGCUAGGUCAAAUCCUACUGAGCAACAGAUCCUACCAUCUUUGAGACAUGGUGAUGACGAUAGUAACUCAUUACCUGAUACAAACAGUUCGGGAAGCGUAAGGGAAAAUGACAAGAGCGGAGCACAAAAGCCUGUAGAGAACAACAUUGUGACUCAAUCAGAGUUACCAUUACUAGACUCGAACCUUUCAUUGGUUCCAUCAGCUAAUGUAGUCUUUACAGAGGAUGCAUAUAUAGGCACUGGGCCAUCUCUUUAUCCGAUGUCUCAAAACUCUCCAGUUGUCCCUUAUGAAUCAGGAGCGCAUCUUGGAAGUCAAGACUCUGCUGUCCAGCAUCAAUUUCAUGACACUCAGUUCCAUGGUCACCAUAAAAUUCCAGGAAUAAACGAUGUACCACAAAAUUCCCAUUUGCAUUAUGGAUCUCACAGUUCUGUCGUACAUACCCAACUGCAGGUUUCUGGAUUUGCUCAUGGAUCUCAAUUUUCUAACUUAAAUCAACCUCCUCUGUAUCACUCUUAUUCUUCAGCUGAAUUUGGAUCCACACAUGAGAAACCGCAGUCCCACUUGGCGUGCAAUGAACUUCCGAUUAGGCCAAGGGAUUCUGGAGUUGGUUCAUUGCUUCACGGAAGCGGAAAUAAUAUCACUGUAGGCAAUCAUCAUUAUGGAAAAGACAUGUCUCAGAAUAACCAUGAUAGACAUAUUGAGAUUCCUUUUCCAUCGCCACUUACUAUUGGUUCACCGGAUUAUGCUACACUUGGCAGCCCAUUUGAUUUGGGGCUUGAUGUCCAAAGUUAUUUAGACAAUACUGAUUUUGAUUUAGAUUUUGACAAAGAAAUGAUGUCAUUUUUUGCCUCAUAGACAACUACAAGGGGAACAGACUAUAUUUAGAAUGUGCGUGAUAAAGGUGGAACCUGUUUCAAAGUGGAACAAGUCAUUCUCUCAUUAAAUCAGAAGCUUGACUGUAAGUACUGGACUUAGUUUUCUUAUACAGAAGUCAAAUGUAAAUUCAUUGACAGCAAUCUCAAUUUUUUUUGGUCUAUUUUGGCCUAUCUUUACUUUGUUGGAGAAAAGUGGUAAGGGGCAAGAAAGAGUUCUUAUUGUCUUCUUUAUACUCAUAUUGUUGUCAUCAUUCUUUUAUCUUUUGAUUUUCUUUUACCAUAAUCAUUGUAAUUUUCACAUUCAUUCUAAGCUAACCUUUAUACAUUUGUAGUC